Messenger RNA from Sorex araneus (European shrew), 1141 nucleotides. It is a transcript of the gene GDF1, whose product is annotated as growth differentiation factor 1. Gene Ontology annotation, cellular component: extracellular region. Gene Ontology annotation, biological process: BMP signaling pathway; SMAD protein signal transduction. Bases 4 to 1095 code for a protein of 363 amino acids. Gene Ontology annotation, molecular function: growth factor activity; cytokine activity. The transcript is spliced from 2 exons. NCBI's taxonomy places the organism in Eukaryota, Metazoa, Chordata, Mammalia, Eulipotyphla, Soricidae. The record is from RefSeq and is a predicted model, not a curated record.
AGGAUGCACCCGCCCCUCCGCGCCCUCCUCCUCCUCGUCGUCCUCCGGGCCUCGCUGCUGCCCGCGCGCACCUCGGGCCGCGCCCCCGCGUCCCCGGGCCCCGCCGCCGCCCUGCUCCAGGCUCUGGGGCUGCCCGACGCGCCCCAGGGCGCGCCCACACCCCGGCCCGUUCCCCCACUCAUGUGGCGCCUCUUCCGCCGCCGGGAACCCCCGGAGGCCAGGGCGAGCCCGCGGCGUACACCCGCAGGAGCCCCCCUGCGGCCUUGCCACGUGGAGGAGCUGGGGGUCCCCGGAAACAUCGUGCGCCACGUCCAGGACCGCGGCGCGGCCGCCCGGCCCCCCGCCGCGGCCGCGGGCCAGUGCCCUGAGUGGACCGUUGUCUUCGACCUCUCGGCCGUGGACGCCGCGGAGCGUGCGACCCGGGCGCGCCUGGAGCUGCGUUUCGCCGAGGCGGCCGGGCCGGGCGGCUGGGAGCUGAGCGUGGCGCGGGCGCCUGGACCUGCGGGCGCCGAGCCGCUGCUGCUCCGCCAGACCGUGGCCGCGCCCGCCUCGUUCGUGCGUGCCGAGCUGCUGGGAGCCGCCUGGGCCCGCAACGCUUCGGUCCCGCGCAGUGUCCGCCUGACGCUGGCGCUGCGCCCGCGGCUCCCCGGCGCCUGUGCGCGCCUGGCCGAGGCUUCGCUGCUGCUGGUGACCCUCGACCCGCGCCUAUGCCACCCACUGGUGCGGCCCAGGCGCCAGACCGAGCCCGCGGUGGGUAGUGGUCCCAGGGACACGUGCCGGGCGCGGCGCCUCUACGUGAGCUUCAGGGAGGUGGGCUGGCACCGCUGGGUCAUCGCGCCCCGCGGAUUCCUGGCCAACUACUGCCAGGGCCAGUGCGCGCUGCCGGUGGCGCUGCCUGGGCCCGCUGGGCCGCCCGCGCUCAACCACGCUGUGCUGCGCGCGCUAUUGUACGCCGCCGCACCGGGCGCCCACGAACUGCCAUGCUGUGUGCCCGGGCGCCUCUCGCCCAUCUCCGUGCUCUUCUUCGACAACAGCGACAACAUCGUGCUCCGGCACUACGAGGACAUGGUGGUGGAUGAGUGCAGCUGCCGCUGAGCUGCCUGCAGGCCUGGCAUCAAUAAACCCGAUGUGGUCUACUGUU